AUGAGUCUUGUCUGGCGUAAAAUUCAACGAUCAAAUAAAAAGGCUGCCAAAUAUCGUUUUACAAUAAUUCCACAAGAAUUGCUUAUUAUUGGAACGAACAAAUGGACGCCAGAAAAUGUUUUAGUCGCGUGUUUGCAUAGAAGACGGCGAGUGGAAAGCAAAGUGCGUAAAUGGGAAAGAGGAAUAUCAGAUCCAUGUCGUGGCCUGAUUGUGUGGCCAGAACAAACGUCUGAUCCUUUGCUUUUUGAAACUACCCUCUAUGGAAACAAUGUUACUCGUGUUUACGAUGAUAAGGAAUGGAUUCUUAUGGUAGAAGAACUUACUCGAAAGGGUAAACAUUUGCCUAUCGGUGCAGUGAAUCUCAAUAUGCGACUGUUCAUUGAGAACAGUCCUGGUACGGGUGCAGAACUUAAAUUAAAAUUGCGACCACUGUGGGCUGAAGUCGUUCAUUGCUCCAUUCAAAUUCUGAUUUAUUGUUCACUCGUUGAUGAAGGAGAAGCGAAUAUUUAUAAAUUUAAACGUCACUUCAUUAUUUUGGCAAUGAAUUUCAGGGAACCAGUAACAAAUAUGAUAGAUGAAGCUGAUACCAAAAUUUCGAAAACGCAUGAUGAAAUAAUAAAAUUGAGACCUGUUUAUAAUCAGCUUCCUGAAGUUGUCGAAAAUGAGGAUAUUCUAGCAUGGUGUCAAAGGAUAACAAAUGGAUAUACUUCAGUCAAAAUUACUGACUUUACGAAAAGCUUCCGUUCCGGAUUGGCUUUUUGUGCAUUAAUUCAUCGAUAUAAGCCUGAUUUAAUUGGUGAUUUUAAUAAACUUGAUUUUUCUGAUUUGCUUUGUGCACGUCGUGAUAACUGUCGUAAGCUGGAUGCAGGAAUUAUUGCUACGUUACCUGAUCGGCAGGAUGUUCUUAUAUUUCUUUCUCAACUGCGUUCGCUUUUGGAAGGUGUAUCGCCAGCCGAUACUAAGUUAAAAGAUUCGGACCACCGAGUGUCUGCUUUAUUCGCUCUUUCGGAAUCUGAAGCAAAACUUGAAAAUUUACGGAAACAGCGCGAACAUGAAGAAGCCAUCGAUCUCACGAACAUUCCGAUCGAAGAUGAUUCUACUCAGACAACGCUGGAUAGAAUGAAACGAUAUGGAAGUAUGAGAGGACAAGAACUUGCGGAAACAGUUGCUCGUAUGGCUGGACGAACAGUAAGCACUCAUUUAUCUUCUUCGGAAGAGGAAGAAUGUUUAUUAAAGGAACAUAUGCGGUUGUUGAAUGAAAAGGAUAGCCUAGUUAGGAAGAGCGAAUAUUUUAAUGUUCUGGAGCAAUUGCAUGAUGUGAACGAUAAUAUUAAGCAAUUUUCAGAAGAUAAUAGAACAGAAGAGGAUAAACAGAAAACUGAUGCUAUGAUGGAGGAAUUGGUAGGUCUUGUCAAUAAAAAGGACCAAUUGUCGCAGAAAGAUGAAGAAAUGGGUGAACGCGAUCGUCUCACACUUGAGGCAGCUGCGAAAUUCUCCCGAGGUUUUGAGCAACCAAUUUCAGCUUCAAAACGGCUGAUUACAUGGAUUCGAUCGGAAAUACACAGUUAA
Molecule: messenger RNA, 1569 nt
Organism: Dracunculus medinensis (Guinea worm)
Lineage: Eukaryota; Metazoa; Nematoda; Chromadorea; Rhabditida; Dracunculidae
Source: the annotation of a GenBank genome assembly